Molecule: messenger RNA, 1155 nt
Organism: Gracilinanus agilis (Agile Gracile Mouse Opossum)
Lineage: Eukaryota; Metazoa; Chordata; Mammalia; Didelphimorphia; Didelphidae
Gene: RASL10B
Product: RAS like family 10 member B
Exons: 4
Coding region: 544-1155 (203 amino acids)
Molecular function (GO): GTPase activity; GTP binding
Source: RefSeq, a predicted model, not a curated record
UUCCUAAGAAAGGACCGGAAAAAAAAAAGGGCUGAAUGAGUGAAUAUGUCAGGCUCAGGGACCCAGCGGAAUCCCAGAUCAGGGUCCCCCCCAACCUUCCUGCCCGCCCCCCGCUCUCCUCCCUCCCUCCACUGCGAGCAACGCGGGCUCCGGAGGGAGAGAAGGGGCAGGAGAUUUAAAAAAAAAAACAAAACAACAAACAAAAACAACCCCUCCAAUCUUAAAACCUUCCUCCUCCUCUUUUCCCCCUCCCCCUCCCUCUAUUUCAGCAGGUAGGGGGCGUCCCGCCUCCCCCCUGCCCCCCAGGCCGGGGAGCCGGGGAGGGGGCAGAGCCGGAUACAGGGGGGACCUCGGCCCCGGGCCCAACGGGGCUGGGGGCAUCCAAGACGGCCUCGGGCCUGCCGUUAGCGGUGGAGCACAGGAGGGCAGGGACGGCAAUGAUCGGUGCUGACGGUGGCUGAGCCCCCAGCCCCUGGAAUAUGCAGCCCGGGGGGUCCUCCGGUGGCAGCGGCGAGGACGCGGAGGCGGAGCGGGGCCGGAGGCAUGGUCUCCACCUAUCGGGUGGCCGUGCUGGGGGCGCGAGGAGUGGGCAAAAGCGCUAUCGUGCGCCAGUUCCUUUACAACGAAUUCAGCGAGGUCUGCGUGCCCACCACCGCCCGCCGCCUCUACCUGCCCGCCGUGGUCAUGAACGGCCACGUGCACGACCUCCAGAUCCUAGACUUCCCGCCCAUCAGCGCCUUCCCUGUCAACACAUUACAGGAGUGGGCAGAUGCUUGCUGCAGGGGGCUCCGGAGUGUCCAUGCCUACAUCUUGGUCUACGACAUCUGCUGCUUUGACAGUUUUGAAUACGUAAAGACCAUCCGACAGCAGAUCCUGGAGACCAGAGUGAUCGGCACUUCGGAGACGCCCAUCAUCAUCGUGGGGAACAAGCGAGACUUGCAGCGAGGGCGUGUCAUCCCGCGCUGGAACGUGUCACACCUGGUCCGGAAGACGUGGAAGUGCGGCUACGUGGAGUGUUCGGCCAAGUACAACUGGCAUAUUCUUCUGCUGUUCAGCGAGCUGCUCAAGAGCGUGGGCUGCGCCCGCUGCAAACACGUGCACGCAGCCCUUCGCUUCCAGGGGGCCCUGCGCCGCAACCGCUGCACCAUCAUGUGA